Eriocheir sinensis (Chinese mitten crab) is the source of this 2680-nucleotide messenger RNA. It is a transcript of the gene Hpr1, whose product is annotated as THO complex subunit 1-like. Gene Ontology annotation, molecular function: protein binding. Gene Ontology annotation, biological process: regulation of DNA-templated transcription elongation; signal transduction; mRNA export from nucleus. The record is from RefSeq and is a predicted model, not a curated record. Gene Ontology annotation, cellular component: THO complex part of transcription export complex. The transcript has 15 exons. Lineage: Eukaryota; Metazoa; Arthropoda; Malacostraca; Decapoda; Varunidae. The coding region runs from base 196 to 2313 and encodes 705 amino acids.
AAGGUCGGGGAGAUAGCCUUUGCAACAGCCUCCCCUCUGCUUCCUCUUAUCUAUUCUUAGGUGAUUGUGGUCCACUUCUUUUAUUACAAGAACUCGUACAGAACCCGUUAAUGCUCAUCAAGUGGGGCCGUUGUAAAGGCCGCCGCUAGUGCACAUCACGUCAACAAACGAGACCCAGACCCAAUCACCACCGCCAUGGCCGCGGACUCGAGCCUCACCUUCCAGCGGAUUUUCACGAGGGUUCAGGCCACGCUGCCGCAGUGCAUCGAGGGCGUGGACUCCCUGCCCGUCACCUCCAUCUUCUCCACCAGGAUCAGUGAGACAACCAAGCACUGCAUUGAGGCUGCCAUCCGAAGCUACGUGACGAGGAAGGUGAUCGACGGAGACAAGACCGAUCUGACCACCAUCACCGCCAUCACCACAAUUUGCAUUGAUCUUGUGAGGCAUGAGCUGAGUCUACCAACCUUGCCAGUGCUGGUGCUAAGCGAUGCCUUCGACACCCUCACCAUCAGCCAGGGGGAACAGCUCUUUGCCUUCGUUGAGAGCCACGUUGGCGUCUGGAAGGAGGACACGUUCUUCGCCCCGUGCAAGACCAGCGUGCUGCGGAUGUGCAAUGACUUGCUACGACGCCUCUCGCGCUCCCAAAACACCGUCUUCUGUGGCCGCAUCCUGCUCUUCCUAGCACGGUUCUUUCCCUUCUCGGAGCGUUCGGGGCUCAACCUCGUCUCUGAGUUCAACCUUGAGAAUGUGACGACCUUCACAAAUGUAGAGGCGUCGGAAAUGGAGGAUGAUGAGGAGGAGGAUAAGGGGGGCACCACACCACGCCUGGACUACACUCUGUACACCAAGUUCUGGUCGCUGCAGGACUUCUUCAGGAACCCCGCACAGUGUUUCCAGAAGGCACCAUGGAAGGUCUUCACUCUGUACUGUGGUGACGUGCUGGAGGCCUUCAAGAGCUUCAAGUUGGAUCACCUUCAAGGUAGCAGUGGCGGGGCGGGAGCCAGACUCUCUCGUUCCCUUUCUGAGCCUGCGCCGGAUCAGGAGGCAGCGGCAGGAGAUUCAAUAGCCUCUGAACACCAGGUUGACCAGUACUUCGCCAAAUACCUCACCAACCAGAAGCUUCUCGACCUCCAGUUCUCAGACACCAACUUCCGGCGCUAUGUCCUACUGCAGGUGCUGAUCCUGGCCCAGUACCUCACCUCCAACAUCAAGUUCAAGCAGGAGACGCUGACAGAGGACCAGCUGGCGUGGGUGAGGAAGACUGAGAAGCUUGUUUACUCGCUGCUGGAGGAGACGCCGCCGGACGGACCCAAGUUUGUCUCCACCGUCAAGCAUAUUUUAAAGAGGGAGGAGAUGUGGAGCAACUGGAAGAACGAUGGUUGUCCUGAAUUCAAGAAACCCGAGAGUGGGAAAAACAGCGUCGGUGGAGCAGGCAACAGUACCGGGAAGCAGAACGGCAAGAGUGAGGAGGGGGCAUUACAGGUGGGGAAGGAGGACGGGGAGACGCAGCAUUCCCCAAGGAAGGUGCGUCAGAAGAGGAAGGUGGGUGACCUGAUCAAAGAAGCAGACUCCAGGGGGAAGUUCACCAUGGGCAAUGCGGAGAUGACGAGGCUGUGGAACCUUCACCCCAACAACCUGGAGGCGUGCAAGAUCAGUGAGCGUGACUUCGUUCCUGCCCUCGAGACGUACUUCACGCCAGCCAUCGAGCAGCUGAGCCCCAAGGCGGACCUGAAGGAGGAAAAGAAGUUGGUGAACGACAGCAACUUUGGGUGGCGGGCGCUGCGUCUCCUGGCCUGCCGCUCACCACACUUCUUCACCAACUCGGCUAGUCCCAUCGCAAAGCUGCCUGAGUACCUCAACACCAUGAUCAAGAAGCUGGCCAAGGAGUUACCGUCCCAGUUGGUGGCAGACAUCAGGGUAGAGGAGGAGGAAGAAAAGGAGGAGGAGAAGGUGAUCCCAGUGCUGGAGCAAGGCGAGGGGGUUAAGGAGGAGGAGGAUAUGGAGGAGGAGACGGGGGAUGUGGAGGAGCGGCCAGAGGUAUGCGCUAUCACCGAGGAUGAGCAGCUAGCCCUUGCCAGGCACCUCGACACUCUGGGGGGAGACAAGUGGAAGGUGUUGGCCAAAAAACUCGGGUUUCAAACUGAUGAGAUUGAGUUCAUUGAAAAGGAUAAAUCCGAAAGUAUCACUGAGCAGGCAGCCUUCAUGUUCAAGCUCUGGGUGGAUGGGGAGGGGGAUGAGGCCAACAAGGAAUCGCUGCUGUACACGCUGGAGGGGCUCGAGAUGCAGGAGGUGGGCCAGGGAGUCUUCACGUGAGGGAUGCACUCUGCAUUUCACUCUGUGCUGGGUUAUGGAUAUUCACAAGAGAAGGGGCUGGUUCAAGAGGCGGUCCAGUGAGGAGGUGCCCUGAGUAGCAGACUCCGUGUUGGUGCAAGACAAGGUUCUCAUUUCUUGUCGGUCACCGCACUGCCACAUAGUUGGUCAUUUUUCUACGAAUAUUUAUCACUUAGAAAUUCAGUAAUGAUGUACAAAUUUAUAGAGCAUUUUACUCAUUUUUUUCACAAUUGCAUAAAAAACAGCUUGCAGGCUGAAGGAGGACAAAGUCAUUAAAUUAUUUAAUUUCUCUUAGUUUAAAAAAAAAAUCUUUGUAAAUGACUUCUGGAUAAUAAAGGUCACUUUCUUA